Molecule: messenger RNA, 1203 nt
Organism: Lepidothrix coronata (blue-crowned manakin)
Lineage: Eukaryota; Metazoa; Chordata; Aves; Passeriformes; Pipridae
Product: dystrobrevin beta-like
Exons: 13
Coding region: 1-1203 (400 amino acids)
Biological process (GO): synaptic signaling
Cellular component (GO): plasma membrane; synapse
Source: RefSeq, a predicted model, not a curated record
AUGCCCAGGGACACAGAGCUCGUGUGGAACAUGGGACAGAUCCAGGUCGAUGCUGUUCAGUGCCAGAAGGUCCUUCUCAGGUCAGCACAGUCCUCCCCACUCUUCCUCAUGGAAAUCAUCCUGGCUUGGACACGGAUGAUCCUCCAUCCCUGGAGGAGAAGGUUUUCCUCCUCCAUCACUGGGCUACUGGCCCCUGGCGACCUUGACGAGGCACUGACGGCUCUGUUGGUCCUUGGCAGUGCCCUGGACAGCCCGGGCCGGCUGGACGAGGAGCACCGGCUGAUCGCCAGGUACGCCGCGCGACUCGCCGCCGAGGCCGCCAGCGCCCCCCGCCCGCCCUCGGACCUGGGAUUCAGCUUCGAUGCCAACAAGCAGCAGCGGCAGCUGAUAGCGGAGCUGGAGAACAAGAACAGGGAGAUCCUCCAGGAGAUCCAGCGGCUCAGGCUGGAACACGAACAGGCCUCUCAGCCCACCCCCGAGAAGGCCCAGCAGAACCCGACCCUGCUGGCUGAGCUCAGGCUGUUACGGCAGAGGAAGGAUGAGCUGGAGCAGAGGAUGUCAGCACUUCAGGAGAGCAGAAGAGAACUGAUGGUGCAGCUGGAAGGGCUGAUGAAGCUGCUCAAAGAAGAAGAGCAAAAGCAGGCAGCGCAGGCGGCGGGCUCGGCUCAGCCCUCGCCCACCCACGGCUGCCCCAUCCCGAUGCCCGUCAGGUCCAGCUCCGCCGGGUCCACCCCCACCCACGGCCCGCAGGACGCGCUCGCCGGAGUCGGGGGAGACGUUCAGGAGGCCUUCACACAAGGUACGAGGAGGAACCUGCGCAAUGACCUGCUGGUAGCGGCCGAUUCCAUCACCAACACCAUGUCCUCGCUGGUGAAGGAGCUUCACUCAGCAGAGGAAGAAGACGAAGAAGAAACAGGGAAGCUGCAGAAUGGGAAGGACCGAGGUGAGGGGACAGACGUGAAGGGAAAGAGAGACAAUGGGCACGUGGAAACUCUAUUUGGACAUAAAAAGUACUUUUUUACCCCGACUGUGGUCAAGCACAGGUUAGGAGGGCAGCUGAGGCUGGACAGCAAUUCAGAGAGCCAGGGCUUUGGGUUAUACCAAGGCCCAACAGACGGACAGACAGACAAGAGGGGCCGAGGGCGGGAGGGGAGGGAGCCGGAGCUCUGUGUGACAAGUGUGACAAUGUCUCCACAGACCUGA